AUGGGCAUGAUUCAUGCGUCGAAUGAGGAAACAAUCUAUAUCAUCAACCACAUUAUCACCUUCAACCUCCUCCGCGCUUGCAAUGAGCAGGGGAAACUCUCGAAGUUCUUCUUCGCAUCGUCAGCCUGCGUCUACCCACAAAUUUUACAAGGCAAAGAAAAUAGAGAUGUCUUACUCGCUGAAACCGAUGGCUUAUAUGGUCUCGAGAAAUUCAACUCCGAAUCACUACCCUACCCUUUACAUUGGGCGUUUCCACAACGUUUACGGCCCAAUGGCACCUGGUUUGGUGGGAGAGAGAAGGCUCCCGCAGCCCUCUUACGCAAAGCGGCCGUGGCAAAACUCGUUGGCCAAACGCCUACGAUGGAACUUUGGGGUGAUGGCUCUGAGAGAAGGAGCUUCCUUUACAUCGAUGAUGCUGUCGACGCAUGCAGCGAUCCGAUAAACAUUGGAUCAGAACGAACAAUAUCAAUCCGGGAACUCGCCUCUACCGCCCUGAAAAUGGUAAACCUCAGCGGAUCAGGGGUUAGGUUUGCAUAUGACCACUCCAAAGACGUUGGUGUUGGAGCCCGGAGUUCUGAUAAUACAUUGGUAGAGAAAGUACUUGGCUGGAGACCUAGGGUUUCUCUGGAAGAAGGAAUGGAGAGAACGUGUCGUUCGAUUGAAGCAGGGAUCGAAAAAUUCUUGGAAGGGCUCCCUGACGAAAAACGGAAGGUUCAACUCGAACUCUGGAAGCAUAGCGAAGUCGAAGACUUGCGGUCCAACUCUAUUAGUUUUGCCUUGUUGCUCCCAAUGACGUCGAGAAAUUCUUCCUCGCCCAACGACUGCUUGGACUCGCUCAAACGGUUUGCCUAUUCCAUUGUCGACACAGCGUGGCGAGACACGCACAGUUACAGCCAGACAUCAUUCAAGGCCAAAAUAUACCUUGGUAUCGACAGCGAUGACGACUUCCUACUUCUAGGAUCUGGGGAAACGAAACCCGAAGCCGUAUUACGCUCCGCGGGGCUGAUAGACGUUGUUCUGAUGAAAUUCGACCCAUGCCAUGGCCGUGUCUGCGACCUUUGGCGGGAUCUUGCGAGGAGGGCCUGGCAGGAUAGGGCCGACUAUUUCAUACUUCUUGGUGAUGAUGUUGAGCUACUGGACGAAGGCUGGAUGAGGAAGGCUCACCAAUGCUUCCUCGAUCUUGCGACCACUCGGGGUCUUCCUCAUGGGGUUGGAAUGAUGCCCUCACGAAUAUCAAACAGGGUCGGCGGAGAAGGAUUAGCUCGAUAUUCCAAAGUCUCUGCGAGACAUUGGACAUUCCAAACACUCGAUGUAGCGAGUGACGCGUUGACCAAGAAUUUAGCUGCCAAAGCGCUCGAGGGCGCCCGGAUAAGCACUAUCGAUGUCAUUGUUCCCUCAUUCCGUGUGAACUUAAGCCUUCUCGACAACAUUCUAGGACUUCAAUCGAGCGACACUUGUUCCGUGAACUUCAUCAUCAUAAUUGACACUCCCGACUCCCCUUUCAUAGAUAAACUCCUUACCAGACACGGACAUCGGUCGGAUGUCCGGAUAAGGAUCAACGAACGUAACCUUGGGGCAAGUGCUGCAAGGAAUCGCGGUCUGUCGGAGUCCGCAGCGGAGUGGGUUCUGUUCCUAGAUGACGACGUGAUUCCUGAGCCCAAUAUACUCUGGAACCUGGAACGUCACAUCCGUGUACAUCCCCAAGCAGCCGGCUUUGUUGGCUUAUCUCAUUUCCCAAGUCCAAGCUCAAUUUUUACCAUGGCACUACACUAUUCCGGCAUCACCUACUUUUGGGACAUAGCCGAGAAAUUAGAAGGGGAGAUUCCCUGGGGACGUCGCCAGGCUUCGAAGAUGACUGGGGGUGUUGGAUUCCUUGGUGCACCUGAUGUGAUUGUUACCCAUCCCUGGUGGAACGGGGGAUCUCGCUCGUAUCGGCGUUUCUUCGGGUGGGCCCGUGGGGACGGUGCAUUGACAGACAUGUAUCCUUCUUUGUCUUACAGAGAUGCGCCAAACUCUGCAGAGAUCCUUCUUGUUGCCUCUGCCGGAACAAUAGUGGGUUUGCUCGGGGUCAUUCUUCCUUGUUUGUCCCCUCUUCGCCACGUUUCCUUUGCUCUCAUUGUUUCAGUAAUGGUCGCAAAUAUCUUCCACGACAUCUUCCGUCACCUCUGGAGAGAAAGAGGCCACAUUCAGCUUCCAGGAUGGAGUAUCGCGAUAUUAGAGAGCUCAAUUAUUCGUAUGGUUAGCGAGUUUGGACGACUGGUGGGAAUAUUGGAACGGGGAGAGUUUACGAGCAUUUUCAAGAGAUUCGAUUGGUUCAUUCGACUUCCGGGGCGUAAGGACAAGGAGUUGGCGCGCACGAACUCGGCGGAGCGCCUCAUCCUCAUCGUGUUACUCAUGGCCAUUUACCUCAGCCGCUGCUGAGCAGAAGUAUUUGCUU
Messenger RNA from Cantharellus anzutake, 2437 nucleotides. RefSeq lists its product as uncharacterized. NCBI's taxonomy places the organism in Eukaryota, Fungi, Basidiomycota, Agaricomycetes, Cantharellales, Hydnaceae. The transcript is spliced from 7 exons. The record is from RefSeq and is a predicted model, not a curated record. The coding region runs from base 1 to 2421 and encodes 806 amino acids.